Molecule: messenger RNA, 2727 nt
Organism: Ornithorhynchus anatinus (platypus)
Lineage: Eukaryota; Metazoa; Chordata; Mammalia; Monotremata; Ornithorhynchidae
Product: GLIPR1-like protein 1
Exons: 6
Coding region: 960-1796 (278 amino acids)
Cellular component (GO): extracellular region
Source: RefSeq, a predicted model, not a curated record
GAGCAGGUGAGGGCCGUUGCUAGGCACGCGGCGCGGUCGUCAGGAGGCGGAGCUCCAGGGCGCGCGGAGGGUUGAGAGCGGGUGAGGGCCGUUGCUAGGCACGCGGCGCGGUCGUCAGGGGGCGGAGCUCCAGGGCGCGCGGAGGGUUGAGAGCCCGUGAGGGCCGUUGUUCGGCACGCGGCGCGGUCGUCAGGGGGCGGAGCUCCAGGGCGCGCUGAGGGUUGAGAGCCCGUGAGGGCCGUUGCUCGGCACGCGGCGCGGUCGUCAGGGGGCGGAGCUCCAGGGCGCGCGGAGGGUUGAGAGCCCGUGAGGGCCGUUGCUAGGCACGCGGCGCGGUCGUCAGGGGGCGGAGCUCCAGGGCGCGCGGAGGGUUGAGAGCCCGUGAGGGCCGUUGCUGGGCACGCGGCGCGGUCGUCAGGGGGCGGAGCUCCAGGGCGCGCGGAGGGUUGAGAGCCCGUGAGGGCCGUUGCUCGGCACGCGGCGCGGUCGUCAGGGGGCGGAGCUCCAGGGCGCGCGGAGGGUUGAGAGCCCGUGAGGGCCGUUGCUAGGCACGCGGCGCGGUCGUCAGGGGGCGGAGCUCCAGGGCGCGCGGAGGGUUGAGAGCCCGUGAGGGCCGUUGCUGGGCACGCGGCGCGGUCGUCAGGGGGCGGAGCUCCAGGGCGCGCGGAGGGUUGAGAGCCCGUGAGGGCCGUUGCUCGGCACGCGGCGCGGUCGUCAGGGGGCGGAGCUCCAGGGCGCGCGGAGGGUUGAGAGCCUGUGAGUGCCAUUGCUCGGCACGCGGCACGGUCCUCAGGGGGCGGAGCUCCAGGGCGCGCGGAGGGUUGAGAGCCCGUGAGUGCCGUUGCUCGGCACGCGGCACGGUCCUCAGGGGGCGGAGCUCCCGGGCGCGCGCGCGCGCGAGAAGAGUUGAGAGCCCGUGAGGGCCAUUGCUGGGCUCGCGGCGCGGUCGUCAGGGGCGGAUGGGGGCGAGGGGCGGAGGGCCGGCGGGGCCCCGGGGCCGCCUGAGCCCGUGGCUGCGCGGGGCCUGGCUGGUGGCCCUGGUCCUGGGAGCCAGGCGGCCCCCGCCCAAGGUCCCGUCCAUCGAAGACGGGUGGUUCAUCAAGGCCUGUGUGGACGUCCACAAUGAGCUGCGCGCCAAGGUCGAUCCCGCCGCCAGCAACAUGCGCUACAUGAGUUGGGAUGCGGCCCUGGCAAGGACAGCAAGAGCGUGGUCGAAGAAAUGCGUGUUUAAACACAAUACUUUUUUAGGCAAAAAAGGAGCUGUCCAUCCUAAAUUUAGAAGUGUAGGAGAAAAUAUAUGGCUUGGAGGCGUGGGCAAAUUUAAUCCCAAAAAUGCAAUUACUGCUUGGUACAAUGAAUUCAGGUCCUACACUUAUGAUACUAAACGAUGCACCGGAGUAUGUGGCCAUUAUACUCAGGUUGUUUGGGCUUAUACCUACAAAGUUGGUUGCGCUAUUAGAAUCUGCCCAAAACUUGGUGGAUGGAAUACUGGAAUAUUUAUAUGCAACUAUUCACCGGCAGGAAAUACUGGUGCACGUCCUUACAAAAGUGGAUCACCGUGCAGUCAAUGUGAAGAAGGGGACACGUGUCAGGACAAACAAUGUCGAAAUCGAGAACGUGAUAAAAACAUAGGUUAUCCAUAUUGGUGGUAUCCAAAAUGGGAGACUCCUCGCCCAAUUACAUGUGAUCCUACCUGCAUCGCCAUGUGUUUUUUUAGAUUCCUAGCAAUAGGCCUCACUGUUUUAAUUUCUGUUCUUCUUUACCGUAAGUUUCCGAAUAUAACAUUAAGAAAGUAAUUAGUAACAAAUUAGAAACUGUUAAUGAUCUUUCUCUUCUUUCACAUCCUUAGAUAUGUCUUCCACAUCAGAGGUCUGUUUAAAGUCAAUGAGAGUUCUAAAUGUGGAAGAGAUAGAAGGUAGAGAAAGUUUGGGAUUAAAAAUGAAGCAGUAAGAUUGUUGAAGAUAAACAGAUUGGCAGUCAUAGAAAUUUUGCAGUGAAUAUGAUUAGCAUUUUUCUUGCAUAGGUGUGUUUUAUCAAGGAAAAAUUACUUUAAACUAGUCAGUUUAAUGUAUUUUGCUUCUGACUCUCCUUUAGCAACAUUGUCACCUUCAUUAACAAUUGAAAAUGGAUUAUGUAAAUUGUCAUUGAAUAUUAAAUAUCACCACGGAUUUGCCUGUCUUCAAUUAAACGCUUGUUUUUAAAAUUGAAGAGGCCUAUCUUACUUUUAGAUUUAAAAUGAAAUACAAAUGACAAGCUGAUGUCAUCAUUUCAAAACUAUUGAAUUUGGGGAGAACUAUUUUAUUUUAGAUUCAGUACUUCCAAGGAUAAAUAUUUAUUCAUUUCAAAAAUAAAUAUUUAUUUAUCUAACCCAGGUCUUAUGGGUUCAAUAAUUUGAAAAGGUUCAGGAUUUACAAUUCUGAGUUGAAACAAGCUAAAACCAAUAGGGAUUCUAGAAUUCAGUUAUAGUAUGUAGUAACUUAUUUUAGUAUCACUCUAUCAGUAUUCUAUUGCUUUUUUUCCAACAGGUGACAUUAAUUAGAAUUCACCUGUUAAGAUGCCUUUCAUUUUAUUUAAAAGCCAAAUUCUGUAAAGUCACCAUACCAUCAAGGUCUGUGGUGGUUAUUUGGAUUGUUCUGUUGUUCUGGAAAAUUAUUUUAGUAUCCACAGAUUUUCUCAUUUAAAUCUGUAGUUAUCCAAAUAAAAAUUUCUAAUGAUUGUGACAUCAAA